AUGUCAUUUCUAUACAUAUCAGUUGGUUAUCGCUCUUGUCAUUCAGUUUUAACGUUGCUGUCAGCUAAUUCAUGUGUAGCUGGUCUUAUUUUUAAUUGUGUACCAUUAAGUAAUGCUCUAUUAUUAUUUCGUGAUGAUAUAUAUCUUUCAACAUCAAACCAAAAUCAAUAUUGUGAAAUUCGGAAUUAUCUUAUGCAUAUAUCUGGCAUGAUUUCAAUGUUUCUUUUACCAAUUACAAUAAUCUCAAUAUACUACACACAUAUUGUUUGUUUUGUAAGAGCUGCUGUAAAACGUGCUAGAAAAACAAACGCAUUACCUGUUCGAAGAUUCAAUCUGAAACGUGAGAUUCAAAUUGAACAUCGGUUUUCAAAUACAAAGGAUAUCAAAGUAUUUCGACAUAUAAUUAUAUUGAUCACUGUGUUAUGCAUUGGUGGUUUUCCUUACUCAAUGUUGAUGAUAUUCAAUGUUCAAAGUAUUGCACCGUUUUCUAUGUAUCGUUUAUGCAUAACAGUAUUCGCAUUAAGUGUAACAGUUGAUAUGGGUGCAAUAUUUUUUUUAACAAAAAUGUUCGUACAAUAUUCUUUAACUGUUUCAAAGACGAACAAAUCGAGUUGCUUCAAUUAA
This is a messenger RNA of Rotaria socialis, 624 nucleotides long. The record is from the annotation of a GenBank genome assembly. Lineage: Eukaryota; Metazoa; Rotifera; Eurotatoria; Philodinida; Philodinidae.